Phytophthora nicotianae INRA-310 is the source of this 1754-nucleotide messenger RNA. RefSeq lists its product as hypothetical. NCBI's taxonomy places the organism in Eukaryota, Oomycota, Peronosporomycetes, Peronosporales, Peronosporaceae. Bases 30 to 1673 code for a protein of 547 amino acids. The record is from RefSeq and is a predicted model, not a curated record. Gene Ontology annotation, biological process: ribosomal small subunit export from nucleus; ribosomal small subunit biogenesis. Gene Ontology annotation, cellular component: cytosol; preribosome, small subunit precursor; nucleus. The transcript has 2 exons.
CCAGUGAAAAGCAGCGUCAAGUGAUCACCAUGGUCCGCAAGAAACAGUUCAUCAACAAGAAGACGGCGCAGCACUUUCAUGUGGUGCAUCGCAGUCAGCGCGAUCCCAAGGCCAACGACCCGGAGGCCUCCAAGUACGUACUGCUGUCCUCCAGCCAACACGUGGAGCUGCGCUCCGACUCCGAGUCCGACGAUGACUCGGACUUGGACUUGGAUAGCGACGACGAGAUGCCCGAUCUCAUCGACACCCCAGCGCCCGUUAAGAGCAGCUCCAAGCCCAAAUCGAACAAGAGCAAGAGCAAGAGCAAGUCUGCCUUCCCCGUACGCAGAGUGAAUUUCGGCGGUGUGGAGGCUGAGGACCUCGUGGACGAGAAUGGUCUGCCUAGAGAUGGCUACGACUACUCGCAGCACAUGAAGGAGAUGGGACAGGGCAAAUUCUACUCGGCCACGAGCCGCUUUGACGCCGGGGAGGAGGCCCGUGCACUGUCGAGGAAAGUGGAUCUGCCUGAGGAUGCAUUACCCAGUGCUGAGGAGCAGGACCGCCUGUUAGACGCCAUUACAUUGACCACAGACGUCAUGGACGACGAUCUGCGAGAGGCGCUUGUGAACGACGAGGCGUUCGAGGAAUUAGACGACAAUUUUGUGGUUCAGGCUGCUGAGGAGAGUGUGGAACAAGGAGACGCCGACGACUUUGACUAUGAUGCUCACAUUGCCAAGCUCAUGGAGGCAGCCAGCGGUGUCACUCCACUGUAUCGUGGCAACAUCACGGACAGUGAGGGUGAAGAGUUUAGUGAGGACGAGGAAGAGUUCAGUGAUGAAGAAGAGCACGAUGUUGAAGCGCCUGAAGACCGUGAUGAGGCUCAACGAGUGCUGGAUGAGUUGUUUGAGAAGACUCUGGCGGAGGAAUACGACGAUGAACAGCUGGGUGAGCUCGAAGAAGACGAUCCGGAGACUCGGGGUAAGGAGACGUUGGAUGGAGAGCUGCUGGCUGCUGUAGUGGAAGACUACGCGUUUGUGCAGCAAGAACUGGCAGAUGCGGAAGGUAAACUGGGUAACCCUCUGCGUACGGGUAACCAACUUCAGAAGGUGUUGGAGGAGUGCGAGGCUGAGCGUCAUGCUUACGAAUACGACGAGGACGCCGAGACUGAGGACGAAGAGGAGCCUGAGGACCCCGUGGCGCGUGCUGAACGUGAAGAGAAGGAGCUGCAGGAAUUGUUCGAACGCAACCAGUAUCUGCAGCGAGAAGAGCGUGAGAAAUGGGACUGCGAGACCAUCGUGAGCACGUACUCGACGCUGGACAACCACCCGACGGUGCUGCGGGAGGAGGCGCCUACGCGUCGUAAGAAGAAGAAGCAGCCCGUCAUCACUAGUAUUGCAGAGGGUGAGGAUAUCCGCAAGCAAAAGGUGACGCUGUCGCGUAAGACGGGGAUGCCGUUGGGUGUGUUCGAGACGGCGGCGCCGACUAAGAGUAAGGCGAACAAACAGCAAGCGGAGACCAGUCGAAGGCAGAAGGGAGAGACGAAGGAAGAGAAGCGAGCGCGUAAGGCUGCUGUCAAGAUGGAGAAGAUGGCUCGACGCGCCGAAAAGAAGGAGACCAAGUUGGCGUUCAAGGAGGAGGAGGCGCGGCAGUCCACGCAGACGGUGGCCGGCCGUGUGUCCGUCUUCAAGUACUAAAGAACGUAAGAUAGCCAGCAGCAAUGAACCGAUUUUGAGGGUGUAUUUAGAGAGUGUUGUGGCUUGUCUGAGCUGGCGAUG